This is a messenger RNA of Balaenoptera musculus (blue whale), 736 nucleotides long. Its product is annotated as developmental pluripotency-associated protein 3-like. Gene Ontology annotation, biological process: epigenetic programing of female pronucleus. Gene Ontology annotation, cellular component: nucleus. The record is from RefSeq and is a predicted model, not a curated record. NCBI's taxonomy places the organism in Eukaryota, Metazoa, Chordata, Mammalia, Artiodactyla, Balaenopteridae.
GCCUCCCAAUGGAUUCAUCUGAGGUUAACCCAACCUGGACCCUGGAGUCUCCUCAAAUGUCCAUCGAUGAAAAUUCCCAGGCAAUUCCAGUUGCCUCUCAAUCUAUGUCUGAAGUGUUAAUAAAGAACCUCAGUAACUUGACGCUCAACCCUAGUAUCAAAUUGCCAUUCAUUCUGCCAGAAUGUCUACCUCAACCAACUGGGCGGUUACUUGGUGAAAACAUUCCCUAUAGGAGAGGGGUGAGGACCGUGUUAACGGAGAGUAAGAUGGAGCGGCUGAUUCAAUCCAUUAAAAAACGCUACGGCAAAGGAGUUCCUCGGUCUGACUCUGAAAGAGAACCGUGGCAGAAUGAUGUUGAGACUCAGUCAAGAGGGCAAAGAUUUAGAUGUAGCUGUCGUUUUUGCCGGUUUCAUAGAGAUCCUUCUGAGGAUAGUUAUGAGAAUUAUUACAACAAUAAGUAUUACAGUAAUUAUGACACAGAGUCGAAGGAGCCAUAAACCUUAUUCUUGUACUAUUUUUUCUUCCUGGUAAUUUUAGGAUCAUUAUGAAGCUUGGGAAAGAUUGUGUACCAAUAUUUUGAUAACCUAUAUUAUAAGUUCUGUGAUGUCUUUUUUUCUUGCAUCUCUUUUCUACCUUAAUACAGUAACUUAUAAGGAAUCUAUGUAGCUUGCAUUUGAAUGACUUGAAUAUAUUUUAGUUCCACUUUGUGAAACAAAUUAACUUGUGUGGAAGGAAA